Trichechus manatus latirostris (Florida manatee) is the source of this 1985-nucleotide messenger RNA. It is a transcript of the gene PIK3R3, whose product is annotated as phosphoinositide-3-kinase regulatory subunit 3. Gene Ontology annotation, molecular function: 1-phosphatidylinositol-3-kinase regulator activity. The transcript has 10 exons. Lineage: Eukaryota; Metazoa; Chordata; Mammalia; Sirenia; Trichechidae. Gene Ontology annotation, cellular component: phosphatidylinositol 3-kinase complex. The record is from RefSeq and is a predicted model, not a curated record. Bases 581 to 1969 code for a protein of 462 amino acids. Gene Ontology annotation, biological process: phosphatidylinositol phosphate biosynthetic process; insulin receptor signaling pathway.
CUGCGGCAGCUAGGGUUCUGGGCCCGGCGAGAGCGGAGCCCGAGUCUCGGCCCCUGAAGAGAUACCUCUCCGCAGACUAGUGGGAUCCCGAAACUUGAACGCAAUCCCCGGUCCCCUUUUUAUACCUUCCUUUGUCACUUCCCCACUUUUCUUCCAACGCGUUCUUUUUUUUUUCUUCUUCAUUCUCCCUCCCCCGAAGGACACAAAAGUGGCUUCCGUGGAAAUAUUUGGAGGCGGUGGGAGCUUUUCUUGUUGGAGAGCGACUGUGUAGAAGGGAUUUUUGGGAAGCCACUUUUCACACUCUGUCCUCCGUCCCCGAAAGCCUCUGUACCCCUUUGAGAAGAGAAGCCCAUAGCUUGAAAGUUCGAGGGGGCAUUUUGCUGGCUGCUGUAGGAGGAGAGGGGGAGGACUCCAUCCUCAUCCUGGUAGUUGCCUGGACUUGUUACCGGUAGUUGGAAACCCUGAAGUACAUUUCCGAGUGGGACUUUUACAGAUAUAUAUUUUGAAAUUUUUAAAAUAUCAGAUAAAAAAAUAUAUAUGCUCUCUCUGUAUUUCUUGACGACCUGCCCCUGACAGCGCGAUGUACAAUACGGUGUGGAGUAUGGACCGCGAUGACGCAGACUGGAGGGAGGUGAUGAUGCCCUAUUCGACAGAACUGAUAUUUUAUAUUGAAAUGGAUCCUCCAGCUCUUCCACCAAAGCCACCUAAGCCAAUGACUUCAGCAGUUGCAAAUGGAAUGAAGGACAGUUCUGCUUCUUCUCUUCAGGAUGCAGAAUGGUACUGGGGGGAUAUUUCAAGGGAGGAAGUAAAUGACAAAUUACGGGACAUGCCAGAUGGUACCUUCUUGGUCCGAGAUGCCUCAACAAAAAUGCAAGGAGAUUAUACUUUGACUUUGCGGAAGGGAGGCAAUAAUAAGUUAAUAAAGAUCUAUCAUCGGGAUGGUAAAUACGGCUUUUCUGAUCCUCUGACAUUUAAUUCUGUGGUGGAGCUCAUUAACCACUAUCAUCAUGAAUCUCUUGCUCAAUACAAUCCCAAACUUGAUGUGAAGCUGAUGUACCCAGUGUCCAGAUACCAACAGGAUCAGUUGGUAAAAGAAGAUAACAUUGAUGCAGUAGGUAAAAAACUGCAAGAGUACCACUCUCAGUAUCAGGAAAAGAGUAAAGAGUAUGACAGGCUAUAUGAGGAAUAUACCAGGACAUCCCAGGAAAUACAGAUGAAGAGGACUGCAAUUGAAGCUUUUAAUGAAACAAUUAAAAUAUUUGAGGAACAGUGUCACACACAAGAACAACAUAGCAAAGAAUAUAUUGAGCGAUUUCGCAGAGAGGGGAAUGAAAAGGAGAUUGAACGAAUUAUGAUGAAUUAUGACAAAUUGAAAUCACGUCUGGGUGAGAUACAUGAUAGCAAAAUGCGUCUAGAGCAGGAUUUGAAGAAACAAGCUUUGGACAACCGGGAAAUAGAUAAAAAAAUGAAUAGUAUCAAACCUGACCUGAUCCAGCUGCGCAAGAUCCGAGAUCAGCACCUUGUAUGGCUCAAUCACAAAGGAGUGAGACAGAAGCGUCUGAAUGCCUGGCUGGGAAUCAAGAAUGAGGAUGCCGAUGAGACCUAUUUUAUGAAUGAGGAAGAUGAAAACUUGCCCCAUUAUGAUGAGAAAACCUGGUUUGUUGAGGAUAUCAAUCGAGUACAAGCAGAAGACCUGCUUUAUGGAAAACCUGAUGGAGCAUUCUUAAUUCGAGAGAGUAGCAAGAAAGGAUGCUAUGCUUGCUCUGUGGUUGCCGAUGGGGAAGUGAAGCACUGUGUGAUCUACAGCACUGCUCGGGGCUAUGGCUUUGCAGAGCCCUACAACCUGUACAGCUCACUGAAGGAGCUGGUGCUCCAUUACCAGCAGACAUCCCUUGUUCAGCACAACGACUCCCUCAACGUCAGGCUUGCCUACCCUGUCCAUGCACAGAUGCCCUCGCUCUGCAGAUAAAGAGGGGAUGGGAAGA